AUGGGACGAAGUAGAUUGGCUCAGCCAUUCGGCAGUAUUGAACCUGCUGAAAAGCCUCUGGCUUCGCUUUGGCAGCCGGACCUUGACGAUGAGGACAUUGCAAGAUGGGGCUGUGCGCACGGCGACCUGCUCGACAGCGAUUUCCAACCUUAUCAUUUCGGUGGUAGGCCGCUUUUCAAAAUACAUGGUACGCUUAGUGCGCAGGUCGUCACUGUAAAAGUCUUGGUCUUACCGUUCUAUGACAACAAGGAUAUUAGCGGUCUACGCCUUUGCCUCGCAGAUGCUACUGAGGUAGCAAUCGGGUACAUUCCGAGUGAUAAGGAGAUCAGCCUUUCUAUUGGAGGCACACUGCGCGGAACUAAGGUCGCCACUGAAGAGCGUGGUGUUCAUGGCUUGAGUUUAGUGGAUAAGCCGGGCAUACAAUCAGCCACUGCGGGGGUAGUGACAGGUUUCAAAAUCAAGAAACUUGGCUUAGGGAAUCCAGUCACUGACGUGAAAGCUUACUUUGGCGUAAGUAGUUCGCAAAGUAUCAGUCAUACGUACUACCUUAGGCGGCAUAAGGACUGA
Molecule: messenger RNA, 567 nt
Organism: Cucurbitaria berberidis CBS 394.84
Lineage: Eukaryota; Fungi; Ascomycota; Dothideomycetes; Pleosporales; Cucurbitariaceae
Exons: 1
Coding region: 1-567 (188 amino acids)
Source: RefSeq, a predicted model, not a curated record